Fusarium coffeatum is the source of this 4632-nucleotide messenger RNA. RefSeq lists its product as uncharacterized. Gene Ontology annotation, molecular function: protein binding. NCBI's taxonomy places the organism in Eukaryota, Fungi, Ascomycota, Sordariomycetes, Hypocreales, Nectriaceae. The record is from RefSeq and is a predicted model, not a curated record. The transcript is spliced from 3 exons. Bases 1 to 4632 code for a protein of 1543 amino acids.
AUGCUCAGUCGUUAUCAAAGAGUCCUGCGGCCGGCAGUAAAGCAGCGGCGCACAUCCGGCCAUCCGCAGACGCCAGGCAAAUCAAAGGACAACAAUACACAUCUAGGACGUAAUGAAGUCAACAAUCGCGACCAUGCUGGACUUACUAUCCUACUCCGUGCCGCAUCGUCCACCGACCCGAAUGCCCAUGAAUUCGUCCGGGCCCUUGUCGAACACCCUGCAAUCGAUCUAUAUGCGCAGGAUCCUGAGAGUGGCUGGAAUGCCCUCCACCGGUCUCUAUAUGCUGGAAACGUUUCGAUUGCGCGAUUGUUACUGGAGCAGGAACGAGUUGACUUGACCAGUCACAAUUUGAAUGCCGUCAACAAAGUAGGUCUUUUGAUCAAAACUAAAGACCAUGAGGGCAACAGUCCUUUCGAUGUUUACAACUCUACCAUUGCCGCAAGAUCUUUGAAGAGCAUGGAAGAUGGAAACAGCUCAGAUAGCGACGCGGAAAGCGUUGACAGCGGAGGUGGUGGCAUACAUCACAUGGUUAAAAAUUCGCAUGGCUUGAAAAGUUCGAUUGGUGGCGACGAGCUUUUUGUUUUUGGCAGCAACAAGAAUGUUUCUCUUGGAGUUGGAGAUGAAGAUGACCGCCAGUAUCCUGACCGGAUCCAUCUACCUAGGCCCGACCUUCUCGUGCAUCGAUUAUAUCAUUCGCGUCUGGAGGAGCAAGACGUGGAGGCACCGUCUUCACUCAAGAUGGACGACAUUCCGACAUUGGUCAGAAACCAGCCAAUCGUCAUUCAAGACGUUUGCAUGUCCAAAUUCCACAGCGCCAUUUUGACCACCGAUCCAGUGUCAAAUCUAUACAUAUGCGGUGUUGGUCGUGGAGGGCGGCUUGGAUUAGGAGACGAGAACACGCAGUUCAAGUUCGUUCCUGUUCAAGGCCCAUUUCUGGACAAGAAAGUCCAUCAAGUGGCGCUGGGGCAGAAUCAUACUAUGGCCGUGGUUGAUAACGGAGAACUUUGGACCUGGGGCCUCAAUUCCGCCUCGCAACUUGGGUACACUCUACCAGCGCCAUUAAAGGCAGACGAAGAGCCUAUGAGCCUCACCCCGCGCCAGGUCUUUGGAUCCCUCAAGAAAGAGAUAGUUUUGGGGGUCGCUGCGUCUGCAAAUCAUUCAGUAGCGCACACGGGAUCCUCACUAUUUACUUGGGGUCGAAAUGUAGGGCAGCUCGCUCUGAUGGAUGCUGAUUCAAGAUCCCUUGAUAUCCAGCAUACCCCUCGAAAAGUCGCUGCUUCCCUUCUGGCUGCCCCUAUUGAGAUGGUAUCAGCUAUUGACAAGGCUACGAUUUGUCUCUUGUCUAACCAUACCGUCUGGGUCUUUAGCCACUAUGGUUACAAUUUAGUCAAGUUUCCAUUCCCAGACGUCUUUUCGAACAAUAUCACCAUGACACGCUACGAAUUCGGAGGCCGAAGAGAGAUAGAUUUUAUCACCGCAGGUGGUGAAACAAUAGCGGCAGUUACUGCUCGCGGAGACCUUUUCACGCUGCAUCUCAACGACAAGGGAGACUCAAGCCAAUCUGCGGCUUCUACUACCAACCCAGUCAAGAUCAAGAAUGCUCUAACACAGCCACAAUGUAUCUGGGACUCUCGCAAGGACGGCGUUACCUCUGUUGGAGUCGGUGAACAUGGCUCAGUCAUCAUCUGUACAGAGUCGGGGGCUGUAUGGAACCGAGUCAAACGCACCAAGGGUAAAAUGACUGGAUUUGCCGGAUCGAACGGCACAAAACGCAAAGACGUCAAGUUCCAACGAGUGCCGUACAUCAGCAACUGUGUGGCUGUCCGCAGUUCCAUUUUUGGCGCUUUCGCAGCUAUUAGACAGGACAGCAAGGUCAUGGCGCAGGAGAUUGUGAUUAGCGACAAAUCACUUCGUGACGAUAUCGGUUCCCUGUUGUGCCUUAACGGCUUCGAAGCCUCACAACAUCAGAACGCAGCCAAAAACGCUCGGAAAGUAUGGGAAGCAGCCAUAAUCAGAGAACGACGUGACCCUGUUGCCUACGAAAUUCUCCGGUCAGCCGACAUUGAGUCAGACCUGCGGCGCUGGCUAGAUAUGAAUCUGUUCCAGUACGACGACCUGAAUAUGGCACUUUGUUCCUCAUCUCUGCCUGAUAUCAAGAUCCCGGUUCAUAGCUGGGUGCUUGCUGGAAGGAGCCCUGUUCUACGGCAUGGGCUGUCGGAUCUGCGCAAUCGAGGAUCAACGUUCAGUACAGACUCUUUCAGCAUUGAGCUUGUUGGGGAUAAGCCUUUGUUGACGCUCUUCGAGGUUGACAUUUACACUGUUCUUAAUGUCGUAGUUCAUACAUAUCAGGACACUUUUGUGCCUGUAUGGAAGUACACGCGCGAGGCUCCUCUACUUGCAUCCCGUUUCCGACAUGUUCGGACAGAGUUGAUGAGAGUCGCAACUAAUCUCGGUCUGCCAACACUAGAAACGGCAGUUCGCUUGCAAAGAAGUGUUGAAGAAUCACUUCAUAGUGACUUCAAACAGGCAAUUUCCGAUCCUUCGUUCUUUGACGAUGGCGAUAUCAUUAUCGAGCUUGAUGGAGAGGACGUCAUGGCUCAUAGCCAGUUGCUGUGUCAGCGGUGCCCCUUCUUUGAGGGCAUGUUUAAUGGUCGAUCUCAGGGCCAGUGGCUUGCCGAACGCCGUGAUGGCAUGGAUGCUACAGAGAGAAUCAAGGUCGACCUGAACCACGUCGAUCCUGAAACAUUUCACUAUGUUAUGUCCUUCAUAUAUGCCGAUGUUGGCCCAGAGCUCUUCGACAAUGUCACGUUGUCUGACUUGGACGAGCUAUCAGAGCUCGUGCUUGAUGUAAUGAGCGUUGCAAACGAGUUGAUGCUUGACAGACUAUCACAAGUCUGCCAAGCUUUGAUAGGCAAGUUUGUGACGACAAGAAAUAUUGCGAACUUGCUCAAUGAGAUCAGUCCAUGUUCAAUCACAGAGUUCAAGGAUACCGGGCUUGAAUACAUUUGCCUCCAGCUGGAGUCAAUGCUUGAAAACCAUCUUCUUGAUGAUUUGGACGAGGAUCUACUGCUUGAGCUUGACGAUGUAGUUCGAGACAAUCAACUUGCACGAUUUCCCUUCGUACGAAGUGGGAGAGCAGAACUUCUACUACAUGAAAGCAACCCUGAGCUAGCUACCGAUAUUGACGAGGAGCGCCAGAUCAGGGUAAAGGAGAUGGCUUACAGAACAACUCAGAGGGAUGAAGAGAAGAAGUUGGCAUCCUCUUUCAAGACGCGAAUUGGUAGCAUGGAUGAAGGUAGCCCCUUACAGACCCCAGAUACAGUUCGACGAAAGUCUAGAGGUGGCCACAACGAGGCCUUUAGUCCUACUUUGCGACCCAAACAAUCACAGGCAGAUAUGAUCUUUGACAUGGAAGAUGAGUAUGGAUCUCUGUCUGCCAAGCCACGGUCUCCUUCGAAUGAGGUUGCAAAUCUUCGUUCACCUCCUGAUACAGACGAAAUGCCCCGGCUUCCUAGAGCAUGGCGGGAGUCGAAGGGCAAGGAGCUUGCAGGCUCUGCCCACAGUCCAACUCCGUUAGCAUUCUCUUUGUCUCCAGAAUCUCAGCCAUCCGACCUGGGUAGCUUGAAGGCGCCAAGAGGCACUCCUUCGAUACCUGGGGUUCCGUGGUCAUCCUCCAAGUUAGCUACUUCCAAAUUGGACUUGAAAGAUAUCAUGUCCGAAACAUCUUCCACAUCCGCUUUAACAGCAGGACUACAUGCUCAAAGGACUCAAGAUGCAGCCGCAAACAAACCGCAGACCAAAAUCUCUCAAAAAGAACGAAAGAGGCAGCUUCAAGCAUUGGCUGCAGCAGAAGCCGCAGCCAAGGACGAGUCGGCAAACCAUGUGCCCUGGGAAACAAACCCAGAAGCGGGAAGACCAGCUCCUUGGAAAUCAGCAAGCUCCGGACCCAAGACGUCUCUCAAGGAGGCUGUGUCUGCUGAAUCAAAUAUGCCCAAAGGGGUAUCUGCCAACGCAAAACCUCUUGUCGCUUCAGAAACGAAACCUAAAUCGGCAACAAGACGCACUGCGUCGCCCGACACAAGGUUUCCGGGUCAGGGUCGAACCAACAGCUCCCCCGCAGUUGUUGCAGGCCCGUCAACCGAGCAGCCCAGAAAGCCCUUGGUACCACACUCAAAGUCGUACAUUACACCGGCACCCAAGGCGGAGCCAUCGCUCGGGUUCAGUAUGGCUGAUAUCAUUGGUCAGCAGAAGCGCGAGCAAGAAGCCGUCAAGGAAGCCGUUGCGAAGCGGUCACUGCAAGAGAUUCAGCAAGAGCAAGCGUUCCAAGAAUGGUGGGACCAAGAGAGUCGCAGGACACAAGAGGAAGAGGCUCGACGGAAACAGAAAGAUGGACGAGAAAAAGAUAGUAAGGGGCCAAGGAAGAGUCGACGAGGACGUGGUGGCAAGGUUAAGAGCACCGGUGAAGCGGUUGCAAACACCGAACAGAGCAGCGCCAGCGGAGCUAGAGGCGGAGGUGCUACAGGCCCAGGCACUAGCAACCGGGGAUCUGGAGCUGGAGGAGGACGAGGUGGAGUCGGAGGCAGUCGAGGCAGGGGAGGGAAGGGACGUGGUAACAAGUCCCAGGCAACAUGA